Messenger RNA from Labeo rohita (rohu), 3271 nucleotides. RefSeq lists its product as uncharacterized. Gene Ontology annotation, molecular function: GTP binding. The record is from RefSeq and is a predicted model, not a curated record. Lineage: Eukaryota; Metazoa; Chordata; Actinopteri; Cypriniformes; Cyprinidae.
CUGGUAUUUUCUGAGGAAGUGUAGACAUAUUUCUUGUGUCAGGUUCACACAGAUAAAUACAGAGAGACUUUGAAUGGCAAGAGACGUCAUGGCAUCAGCAUAUAAAGGUGAUUUACAGAAUCUAAGGAUUGUGCUGCUGGGAGUCUCUGGUGCUGGAAAGAGUGCAAUAGGAAAUGCAAUACUGGGUCAAGAGGCAUUUAAAGAGAGCAGAACCAGAGAGAGUGAGAAACAGACAGGAAGAGUAGAAGAGAGAAACAUCUCCAUCAUCGACACUCCAGGAUUCUUCAACACUCAACUGACUGAUGAAGAAAAGAACAAUGAAAUGAUGAAGAGCAUGUACCUCUGUUAUCCUGGUCCUCAUCUGUUCCUGCUCGUCAUCAACCUGGAGACCUUCAGAGAGGAGCAGAGGAACAUUGUGGAGCAAAUUCAGGAGAACUAUGGAGAAGAAGCUUUGAAGUUCACUAUGAUGCUAUUUAUUGGAAGAGAAAAAAUUACAAAUCGAAAGUGGAAGCUCCUCACAGAAAGUGUCAGGUUUCAGGAUCUAGUCAGUCACUGCAGAGGACAAUAUCACACAAUCAACAGUAAAAGUGACAUUAUUCCAAGUCACAUCACAAAACUUCUAGAGAGGAUUGAUGAAAUCAUCAAACGGAAUGUUGGCCAGCAUUAUGACAUUCACAUUUACUUAAGAUUUCCAAUAAAGCACAGAAAAGAAAAGAUAAAACAAGACAAAGAAACAAAAGUUCAUGAGACAAAACAAGAGCAAAUACAAAUAGUGCGGGAGACAAUUCACACGCACAGUGUAAAGGAAAAGGGCAAAACAAAUGUUGUGACUAAAAAGAAAGAUUUUAUUUCUCAUGUGACAAAAAUUCCACAAGAAAACAAGAAUGAUGAUGAAAAAGAGGAGGUCAAACAAUCGAGAAACUGCUUUGAACAUAAGGGAGAAACAAAUACAGUCAAGAAACCAGAAGAAUACUGGACAAUGAGCAGGACAAGAAAAUGGGACCAGAAGGAACAACAGACAGAGCUAGACCAACAUCCAACCCAAGCAGAGUGCACAGAAACGAGGAUUGUGAUGGUGGGUAAAACUGGAGCUGGAAAGAGCGCAACAGGAAACACCAUCCUGGGACAGAAGGUGUUUAAAGAAGAGUUAUGUUCUGAAUCUGUGACUAAGAUAUGCCAGCAACAUCAGCAGAAGGUGAAAGGUCGAAUCAUCUCAGUAAUCGACACUCCAGGACUGUCUGAUACAAAAAUCACUGAAGAACAACUGAAGAAUGAAUUACAAAGGUGUGUAGAAAUGUCUGUCCCUGGUCCUCAUGUGUUUCUGCUGGUCACCAGACUAGAUGUAAGAUUCACAGAUGAGGAAAAAAACACAGUGAAAUGGAUCCAGGAGAACUUUGGAGAAGACGCUGCACGUUACACCAUCAUCCUCUUCACUAGAGGAGAUCAGUUAAAAACAUCCAUAGAAGAGUUUCUGAUUAAUAACGAGCUGUUUAGAGAGCUAGUUGAUCGGUGUAAAGGAGGUUAUCAUGUGUUCAAUAACACAAAAGAAGACAAUCGAUCACAAGUCACUGAGCUGCUGGAGAAGAUCGACAGAAUGGUGGAGGAGAACAGAGGAGAGCAUUACACAAAUGAGAUGUAUGAGGAAGCUCAGAGGAAAAUAGAGGAAGAAGAAAAGAGGAGAAGAGAAGAAGAGGAGAGAACAAAGUUUGAAGAGGAGGAAAAGAUAAGGGAGGAGGAAAGAUGUAGGCUGGUAAAUAAAGCUAAAGAUGCAGUCUUACUGGGAACAGGUAUGGUUAUGGGUGCAGGAGCGGCAGUUGCAGUUAGUGGAGGGACACUCAGUCCAGCUUUAAUCACGGGAGCAGCAGCUGCAGGAGGUGCAGCUCUGACCUCUGCUGCUAAAGGAGCGACGUUAUCUGAAGCUUUAAUGGCAGGAGCAGUAGCUGCGGGAAAUGCAGCAGUGAAAUCUGUUACUGGUGGAGCAUCACUGCCUGCAGCUUUAAUGGGAGGGAUGAGCAAGAAAUGUAAUUCACGUGAUCUGAGGAUUGUGCUGCUGGGAGUCUCCGGUGCUGGAAAGAGUGCGAUAGGAAAUACAAUACUGGGUCGAAAUGCAUUUAAAGAGAGCAGAACCAGAGAGAGUGAGAAACAGAGAGGAAGAGUAGAAGACAGAAACAUAUCCAUCAUCGACACUCCAGGAUUCGUCAGCACUCAUUUGACUGAUGAAGAGCUGCAGGAGCAGAUGAUGAAGAGUCUGCAUCUCUCAGAUCCUUGUCCUCAUGCGUUCCUGGUCGUCAUCAACCUGGAGAUCUUCAGAGAGGACGAGAGGAACAUUGUGGAAAAGAUUCAGGCGAUCUUUGGAGUUCAAGCUAUGAGGUUCACAGUGGUGUUAUUUACUGGAAAAGAAAAAAUGCCAAACAGAGAAUGGAUGGUCUUUAAAUUUAGUAGGAAAUUUCAAGAUCUAGUCAACCACUGCAGGAAUAAUUAUCAUGUGAUCAACAGUAAAACAGCAAUUGAUCCAACUCACAUUGCAAAGCUUCUAGAGAGCAUUGAUGAAAUCAAACAGAAUGUUGACCAGCAUUACAAUGAGAUGUAUUUUAAGUAUCUAAUGAAGCACAGAAAAGAAAAGAAAAAACAAGAGGAAGCAAAGGAGGAGAGAAAAAAGAACAAGAGGGAUGAUAUGCCAGCAACAUCAGCAGAAGAUACAAAGUCAAAACAUCUCGGUGAUCGACACUCCAGGACUGAUACAAAAAUCAGUCAAGUCCAAAUGAAGAAUGAAUUCAUGAAGUGUGUCAGCAUGUCUGCUCCUGGUACUCACGCCUUUCUGCUGGUCAUCAGGCUGGAUGUCAUAUUCACAGAUGAGGAGAAUAACACAGUGAAAUUCUUUCAGAAGAACUUUGGAGAAGAUGCUGCACGUUACACCAUUGUUCUGUUCACUCGAGGAGAUCAGUUAAAAACAUCCAUAGAGCAGUUUCUGGCAAAAAAUGAGCAGAUUAAUGAGCUAGUUAGACAGUGUAAAGGCGGUUAUCAUGUUUUCAAUAACACAGAUCAAGAUGAUCGAUCGCAGGUCACUGAACUGAUAGAGAAGAUAGACAGAAUGGUGAAUGGAAGAGGGCAUUACACAGAUCAGAUGUACAAGGAAGCUCAGAGGAAAAUAGAGGAAGAAGAGAAGAAGCAGAGAGAGGAAGAGGAGAGAAAAAAGCUGGAAGAGGAGGAAGAUGAGCAGCUGUUGGAGGAAGAGCGUUGGCUGGUGGAGGGACACUACGUGCAGCUUUAA